Messenger RNA from Funneliformis caledonium, 999 nucleotides. Lineage: Eukaryota; Fungi; Glomeromycota; Glomeromycetes; Glomerales; Glomeraceae. The record is from the annotation of a GenBank genome assembly.
AUGGAUAAUAUGGAUAACAGUAUGGAGAUUACAAACGAUAAUGAAAUGACUGUACAACAGGCGGUGUCUUCAGUUGUGUCAAAUGCUCCCAACAAUUCUGGUUUAAUGGUCGCUUUACACCCUUUGACAUUGUUAAACAUAUCUGAACAUUUUACACGUGUAAGGAUGCAAGAACAAAUACAGAGUCCACAGGUUAUUGGAGCGAUGGUAGGUACACAAACGGGACGUGAAGUAGAAAUUACCAAUUCAUUUGAAUUAGCAUUUGAUGUGGUUGAUGGAAAAGUGAUAGUAAAUGGAGAGUAUUUUACAACAAAGCAAGAACAGUUUCGUCAGGUUUUUCCUCAGUUUGAUUUCUUGGGAUGGUAUACUUUGGGACGAUAUCCAACUGAAGAUGACAUCGAAAUUCAUAAACAGAUGAUGACAUGGAAUGAAAGUCCUCUUUUUCUUCAAAUGAACCCUUUUGAUAUUGUCACAUCGAAGAAUUUACCAAUCACUGUUUAUGAAUCGAUUAUUGACCUUAUCAAUGGACAAGCUCAAACAAUGUUCAUCAAGUCACAAUAUAAGAUUGAAACCGGUGAAGCUGAACGUAUUGCCGUUGACCAUGUUGCUCAUACAACUCUUGGAGAAGGCGGUGAAGGUUCUUCACUAAUCGCACAUUUAACAACCCAAAGGAAUGCAAUUAAAAUGUUACAUACUAGAAUAAAGAUUCUUCAUCAAUACCUUGUCAAUGCAAAAUCAGAUGAAUCAUUUGUUGAUCAUGAUGUUCUUCGCCAGAUUGCUGGACUUUGUAAUCGAUUGCCAACCAUUGAUAGUGCCGAUUUCAGACAAGAAUUCCUCACGGAAUACAAUGAUGUUUUAUUAACAUCAUAUCUAGCAACUAUAACCAAGGGAACUAAUUGCAUUAAUGAGCUUGUGGACAAGUUUAAUAUUGCAACCAGUACCAAUAAACCAGGAGGACGUGGCAGACAUCAACAACAUCAGGGAUUCCCAAAUUUUUAA